Molecule: messenger RNA, 1788 nt
Organism: Echinococcus granulosus
Lineage: Eukaryota; Metazoa; Platyhelminthes; Cestoda; Cyclophyllidea; Taeniidae
Product: E3 ubiquitin-protein ligase ubr-1
Exons: 10
Coding region: 1-1788 (595 amino acids)
Biological process (GO): protein ubiquitination; ubiquitin-dependent protein catabolic process via the N-end rule pathway
Cellular component (GO): cytoplasm; ubiquitin ligase complex
Molecular function (GO): ubiquitin protein ligase activity; zinc ion binding
Source: RefSeq, a predicted model, not a curated record
AUGCCAGCAGCCCGAAUGCCUUCUCUGUUAGAACAAGCUUUCGCGGUAUCAGACCAGAAGAGUUUUGAAGAUGUGCUUUAUGCAGCCGUCAAGUCGGCCGCCUACACUACCUGCCUUCCAAAAGUCGCCACCGCCGAGGACGCAGCUGUCUCUCUCAGCAGUCAGUCAAUCAAUGAGACUUCUAGCGAGGCGGAAUUGGUGGAAUACAACCACCUUUUAGAGUCCAUCUUUGCUGAUUUUGAGGCUUUUCUGGCCAACGCUUUUAUUGCCAACUCCGGCGGAGACGUCAAUGCCUCAGUCUCGGGAUCUUUAUCAGCGCCAAAACCGUCGACGAGCAGACAUGAUACUUUGGAUCGACUUGCCGAGAGGCUUUCUGCUGUAUGCCCCAAGGUGAGAACACCAUGUGGUCGAAUCUUUGAGGAACAGGAACCGACAUUUCGCUGCAAGGAUUGUUCAACAGAUGCAACCUGUGCUUUCUGUCGCUCUUGCUUUUUCGCCAGUAUUCACGCCAAGCAUAGGUACAAGAUGCAUGCAUCGGGUGGUGGCUACUGCGACUGUGGAGACGAAGAGGCGUGGACAAGUGGCGCCUGGUGUCGAAUUCACUCGGGGGAAGGCGAUGAGGCCUCUGCCUCGAACGUGAGUGUCUUACGCACUGUCGCCGAUGAGCAAAGUUUCGAGAUGAAGCGCGUGCAAUCCGUUCUCUCCAAACUUCCCGAAGAUCUAGUGCGCCGCUGUGACUACCUCCUUCAACCCCUCAUUAACAGUGCUUCCCUUGUGCUCUUUCAGCUCCUUCAGGGCUCAGCUCGUACUGAUUGUUUGCCAUUAAGUACUGUCCCCAGUGACACGAAAGAGGUGGAGCAGGAAUUUGAUAAACCUAGUGAGGAUAACAAUUGGCCACCUGGUUUGAAUCAUCUUUCCAAUACCGCCAUCGAAUGGGACGCCACUCAAUUAGGCCUGCGUAGCUUUCCCCGCACGUGUCCCCGAGUCUGCGAUGCUCACAGCAUGGAGCAAAGGUGUUUGGAUCAGCUCGCUAGAGCUCACAGCCUCCAUCCUGCUCUGUUUGACAUUACUGCCUCCUCUGCCGCCGAAUCUGCCUCUUCGGUCUCGAGCAAGCAGUACAUUGUAGUGCUUUACAACAAUGAAUUUCACAACUAUGAGGAUGUCAUCAGGAUUGUCCGACGUGUGGAUGGCUGUACCUCAAAGCAGGCCACUCUCUUUGCCAUCAUUGUUAAUCGUGACGGUAGAACAUCGCUCCUCACCAACCUCACGCUCCAGGCCGCAGCUCAGAAGGCCGCAAGAGUUUCGCAAUCUCCGGGGUCACGCCACCUGGUACGUCCUCUGCGUGCGGCCGUAAUGGAGCAGGGCGUGUACGCGAUGGAGAACUUCUUUGUAUCUGUCCUACGCUGGCUUGAGCGGCUGGCUAUCCGCGUGCUGCCACUGCGCCCCCUCGUCUGCAAUGCUCUCCUCGGUCGCUUCUUAACCAGUACGGAAGCCUCGCGUUCUGCUUCCUUCAUCCUCCCACCCUCUGAAAUGAUGCUGCCGAACAGCCUCCUCUGGCACAUCUUCCAUCGGCUAACUCUCUCUUAUCGAGGUGUUCGAAAGACGGCGUCUCGACUGAUCGCCAGUGUCUUGCUGCAAGAGCCCUAUCACCGACGCAUCUUUGCGAUUGAAUUUACUCGACUAUAUGAUGUCAUUUCACAAGCCUAUGCCUACGAUGAUCAUCUGAAGGCAGAUACUCUUCUCAAUAUGACAUGCCAAUUCUACACUGUCACUAGUCUGUCAAAGUGA